Molecule: messenger RNA, 1191 nt
Organism: Venustampulla echinocandica
Lineage: Eukaryota; Fungi; Ascomycota; Leotiomycetes; Helotiales; Pleuroascaceae
Product: putative aspartate aminotransferase
Exons: 2
Coding region: 1-1191 (396 amino acids)
Biological process (GO): biosynthetic process
Molecular function (GO): catalytic activity; pyridoxal phosphate binding
Source: RefSeq, a predicted model, not a curated record
AUGGUGAAGCUUGAGCCGUUCGACGUCGAGCAGUGGAUGGAUAAGUAUGAGAACUCGCCCGGAAUCAGAAACCUUGCCGAAACAUGCGCCGCAUCUAUCUCUAUCGAUGAGCUCGUGGCACUCUGCGAAGAUCCAAAUACCCCGCAUCCUUUAAAUACGGCCACGAAACUUACAUAUGGAGCUAUCCGGGGAUCGAGUGCUCUGCGGGAACGCUUGGCUUCUCUAUACUCUACUAGAGCUGCGGCUCCUCUUCCCGGUGAUAAUGUCCUUAUAACCCCAGGAGCGAUUGCCGCCAACUUUCUCCUUCUGUAUACCCUCAUAGGCCCUGGAGACCACAUUGUUUGCAUGUACCCCACGUACCAGCAGUUAUACUCCGUGCCUGAAAGCUUGGGUGCCGAAGUGAGCUUAUGGAAGCUGCAGAAGGAGAAAAAUUAUAUUCCAGACGUGGAGGACUUGAAGUCAUUGGUCAAGGAGAAUACGAAACUAAUCAUCGUCAAUAAUCCCAACAACCCGACUGGGGCCACAACCCCCAAGUCAGUUUUGCAGGCGUUGGUUAAUUUUGCACGAGAGCGGGAUCUUAUUAUACUUUCGGAUGAGGUGUAUAGGCCACUAUUCCAUGGAACUUCUCCUGCCGACCCAGAAUUCCCGCCUUCGUUACUCUCUCUGGGCUACUCCAAGACCAUCAGUACUGGGUCAAUGUCAAAGGCCUACUCGUUAGCAGGCAUCCGGAUUGGUUGGAUUGCGUCUCGAGACCGGUCCAUCAUCGAAGCUAUUGCCGCAGCUAGGGAUUACACCACGAUCGCUGUUUCUCAGUUAGAUGAUCAAGUUGCAACAUAUGCUCUUUCGCCAUCUGUGAUGCAUGCCCUACUUGGACGCAAUAUCAAGCUGGCAAAGACCAACAUGACUCUUCUCGAAACUUUCAUAAACGAGCACAAUCAUAUUUGCUCGUGGGUUAAACCAACGGGUGGGACCACGGCCCUAGUCAAAUUUGUGAAAAAAGGGGUGCCAGUAGAUGACAUGCAGUUUUGCAUAGAUGUCAUCGAGAAGGCGAAGGUUAUGUUUGUCCCUGCUUCGAAAUGCUUCAGCCCAGAACUCAAAGGCUCUGUGCGCAUGGGGUUUGUCUGCGAAACCGAAGUUCUUCGUGAAGCAUUGAAAAGCCUAGGGGAAUAUAUUCGGGAGCAUCUAGCCUGA